This is a messenger RNA of Capsicum annuum, 512 nucleotides long. RefSeq names its product histone H4. Lineage: Eukaryota; Viridiplantae; Streptophyta; Magnoliopsida; Solanales; Solanaceae. The record is from RefSeq and is a predicted model, not a curated record. Bases 10 to 321 code for a protein of 103 amino acids. Gene Ontology annotation, biological process: nucleosome assembly. Gene Ontology annotation, cellular component: nucleosome. The transcript has a single exon. Gene Ontology annotation, molecular function: protein heterodimerization activity; structural constituent of chromatin; DNA binding.
GGAUUGAAGAUGUCCGGGCGUGGAAAGGGAGGAAAAGGAUUGGGAAAAGGGGGAGCAAAACGUCACCGUAAGGUUCUCCGUGAUAAUAUUCAGGGUAUUACUAAGCCAGCUAUUAGGCGAUUGGCACGUAGAGGAGGUGUUAAGCGUAUAAGUGGACUAAUCUACGAGGAGACACGUGGUGUGUUGAAGAUAUUUUUGGAGAAUGUGAUACGUGAUUCUGUUACUUAUACUGAGCAUGCUAGGAGGAAAACUGUUACUGCUAUGGAUGUUGUUUAUGCAUUGAAGAGGCAAGGAAGGACUCUCUAUGGAUUUGGUGGUUAGAAAAAGGGACUCGAAAAGUCUUGCUGUCAAGAAAGAAAGUUAUGGGCUUUUAUUUUGUCUUUCGUUUGGGUUGGUGUGUUCUGUUUUGUUGUAAUUAGUAUGGUUUUGGGUAGGGAUAUAGGAGUAGUGUUGGUUGUUUUGUAAGUUGUUGAAAAUUGAUUUUAAUGAAUACUACUGAACAAUUUAAGUCC